CUGGAACAGUUAGUGAGGAAAAUGAUUGGAAAUAACACAAAGUAAUCCAAACAAGUAGGCAAAGAUAUUAAAUCUGUUUGAGUUUCUGAAUCUCUAGGAUGUCAUUCCUGGGCUACACAGCUUUGGUCUUAUGCUGGAUAUAUUGUACUGCAGAAAGAGCUUGCAAUGAACCCCCACCUAGGAGGAUUAAAGAAGUGCCUACUGAAAGGUGGGACAAGCCUCCCUAUCCACAUGGUACUAAAGUAACAUACGGAUGUCGGCCUGGAUAUAUAAAACUUGGACGAAUUGUAUUUGAGUGUGAUGAUGGAGAAUGGAAGCAACUCCCCCCAGCGACAGAAUGCAGAAAUAAGCCCUGUGGACAUCCUGGAGAUAUUGAGUUUGGUUCCUUUGAACUUACCAGUGGAAGUGAAUUUGUAUUUGGUGCCAGAGUGGAGUACAGAUGUAAUGAUGGGUACUGGAUGCUCAGCCAGAGAAAUUACCGUGAAUGUCAGGCAGAUGGAUGGAGCAAUGACAUCCCUCACUGUGAAGUGGCAAAGUGUUUACCUGUACAAGCACCAGAAAAUGGAAGAAUAAUUACGACUGGUGCAUUUGAGCUUGGCCAAGAAUAUUCUUUUGGCCAGGUUGUAAAAUUUGAAUGUAAUACAAAAUACAAGCUUGUUGGAUCUAAAGAAAUCAUUUGCUCUUCUAACGGAAAAUGGAAUAGUGAUGUGCCUCAGUGCCAAGAAAUAACCUGUGAUGUGCCAAAAGUUCCACAUGGAUAUGUACGAUCUCCAAAGGCAUCUUACAAGGAAACUGAACAACUACAGUUUGCCUGUGAUAAAGGAUACAGAUACGGUGAAAGAGCAGAUGCACGAUGUACAGCAGCAGGAUGGAAUCCAACCCCCUAUUGCACUGAAAUUACAUGCUCUCCCCCAAGAAUUCCAAAUGGGGACUUUAGACCUCAAGGAGACAACUACAGAGAAGGUGAUAUAAUCACAAUACAGUGUAAUCCUGGGUAUCAUUUUAAAACAUUGACCGGCAGAAGCACAGCUGAAUGCACCAAGAAUGGCUGGAUUCCUGAUCCAGGCUGUGUCCAGAAACCAUGUGAUUACCCCGCUAUAGAAAAUGGCAGGUUAUCUGACUCACUGGAGUACUACAAAAGCUAUUACUUUCCAAUGAGUUUUGGGCAGCACGCUGAUUACCACUGCAACACUGGUUAUUCAACUCCGAGUGGAAGAUACUGGGUUCGGAUCGUCUGUUCUGAAAGAGGCUGGUCUCCAGAGCCCAAAUGCCUCAAAACAUGUCAAGUCAGACGCCUGGAAAAUGGUUAUUUCUCAAGUAGCCAAAACAUUCACAAGGAGGGUGAAAGAGUUAAAUAUAUCUGCAAUGAUGACUAUCAGACUGAACAUGAAGAUGGGGAAGUCACAUGCACAAAGGGUGGCUGGUCACCUCAUCCAAGAUGUAUCCGUAAAAAAAAAUGCCAGAUUGCCUAUUUUGACAAUGGCUAUUUCUCCUCGCAAAAGAGAGAAUAUAAUAUACACGAGAAAGCCAACUACCGCUGUCGCACCGGCUUUGUAACUCCAGAAUUACGAGAAACAGGAGCCACAGAGUGUCAAGAGAAUGGCUGGAUGCCAGCUCCCAAGUGCAGCAAGUCAUGUAAAGCACCUCAUGUGAACAUUUUGAAUUACCACGCAGAUAAAACUGUGUUCAUGCCUGAAGAUACAAUUGAGUAUGCAUGUUGGGAGGGAUAUCAACCUGCAAAUAAUAUGCCAACUGGUACCACAAGGUGUGGCAUAAAUGGUGAAUGGAAUCCAGAGCCCCAGUGUCUUGCAAUCGAAUGUGAAAUGCUGACAUUGCCCAAUGGAGACUUUUCUCCCAAGAAGGGUAAAUACCGCAAUGGAGAUGUUGUGAAAUUUACCUGUACAAACAAUUACGUGAGAGUAGGACCUGCCUCUACUCAGUGCUAUUACUUUGGAUGGUUUCCAUCACCACCUGUGUGUAAAGUGAACGCCAAAGGAUGUGGACCUCCACCUGAGAUUACCAAUGGAAGUAUUGCUGAUACCUCUGUGAAACGGUCUCAUCAUGGGGACAGAAAGACAUACCAAUGCAACAGUGAACUGAAAUUGGUUGGAUCAAAGGAAAUAGAAUGUGUUGAUGGACAGUGGUCAUCUCCUCCCUCUUGCAUUGAAGACAAAAUGCCAUGUGGAUCUCCUUCCUCUAUUCCGAAUGUUGUUAUUCAUCAGGAAGACCAGCCGCAGUUUUCCCAUGGUUCUGAAGUAAUGUGUGGAUGUAAAGAAGGCACUGGCAAUUCUGAGGAAAUGAAAAUAAAAUGUCUUAAUGGGGAGUGGAAGCCUUUACCACUUUGUGUUGAUCCAUCCCCUCAGUGUGUUCUUCCAAUGGGUGUUGAGCUUCACAAGUCAAAAAAGGAGCCUAGGUCCCCUGGAGUUAUACGUUACACAUGUACAACAGGUGACAGAAAGAUUAAAAAAGCAGCUUGCGUGUCUGGAAGAUGGUUACCGGAGAUUGAAUGUACAGCUGAGGAAAGCGCAUGCCCACCUCCACCCCAGCUGCCUCAUGCUCAACAGACAACAGUUGGAAGAAACUACAAGAAUGGGAGUAAAAUAGCUUUUUCGUGUCUGAAGAGUUUCCAGCUCGUUGGCAUGAAUGAAAUAACAUGUAUAGAAGGGAAAUGGCAAUCACCACCUCACUGUGUGGAAAGACCCUGUUUGCCACCACGACCCAUAGAAUGUGCUGAUGAUCCCAGGAUGGAAAAUGAAAACUUAAAAAUUAAAAAAGAAGGGGAAACAAUUUAUCUGGCUGGUGCCAGACUAACGUAUACUUCUCGUCCUGGAUACAAGUUAGAGGGACCAUCAGAGAUAACGUGUUCUAUGGGAAGCUGGACUUCAGCUCCUACGUGCUUGGAAAUGCCAUGUGGAAGUGUUCCAAAAGUUGCCAAUGCUCAGACAGAAGGCAGAAACAAGGAAGUUUAUAAGCCUGGUGAAACAAUUCGCUACCAGUGUGAUGUGGGGUUCCUGAUUGUUGGCCCUCCCGAAAUUAUUUGCAGAAAAGGAAAUUGGACAGGACUGCCCAUUUGUGAAGAUGUUACAUGUGGAGCUGCACCUGAAAUUCCCCAUGCGUACAUCACAAGCACUCAACAGGAGAGGUAUCUGCCCGGUGCCAGAGUGCACUUUGAAUGCGAAAGCAAUUUUCAGAUGAUGGGUGGAAAUUAUGUCAUGUGUACAAAUGGAGAAUGGUCACAAGCACCAACUUGUAGAGAUGCGACGUGUAAACCUCCUCCUGAAAUCGCUGGCGGGAAAGUUCAAGGUGUUAAGAAGUCGAGGUACUUGCCUGGGGAGAGCGCUCGCUACCAGUGCUGGCGAGGUUUUGAGAUGAGCGGGGCUCCCACCGUAGUGUGUUGGAACGGGACCUGGACAGAGCUGCCGACGUGCACAGGGAAAGGUGGGAAAUGUGGCUCGCCUCCAGUUAUUGAAAAUGGAGACAUUCUGUCCUUCCCCAUGCAAGAAUACCCGGAGGGUGCAACUUUGGAAUACAAAUGCCCAGACUUCUAUGUCCUGGAAGGAUCUCCGUCUAUCACCUGCACUGAUGGGCAGUGGACAAGCCCCCCAGUUUGCCUAGUGGCCUGUACAGCAUCUGAAGAAGACAUGAGCAGAAACAAUAUUGAGCUGAAAUGGACCAGAGGAAGAAAGCUGUAUUCCAGAUCGGGUGACUUUAUUGAAUUUCGGUGUAAAAGAGGCUAUAUGGAGGACCCAGCCUCUUCCCCAUUCAGAGUAGAGUGUUUGGAGGGGACAUUAGAAUAUCCCCAGUGUAAGCCAGCAAGGGACUGUAGACUGAAUGAGAGGUUGAUGGAAAUGAACCAUAUUCGACUGCAGUCAUCAAGCUGGUCGAGUCCCUCUACCUUUGCCACUGGGGAGUAUAUUUUAUUUGAAUGCAAAUAUUUUUACCGGCAAGUUUCACGCCCUGAGAAAUUUAGAGCAGUGUGCCGGGAUGGAGUGAUCUCGUAUCCUACGUGUGAAUACGCAGGGAUUUUUGGAUGAAUGGAAGUGGCACAAAAGCUCUGACAGUGAAGGAUUCCUCAACCGACCUUGUGAUUUGAGCUUAAUUUUCCUGGCAAUUCCUGUUCUCUUGUGUUUUCUUUGCAGCUUAGGCAAUAUUCCAUCUUGGAAUCUGCUAUGGUUUUUAUGAUCGGAUGAUUGUGUUUGCAUU
This is a messenger RNA of Neopsephotus bourkii (Bourke's parrot), 4203 nucleotides long. It is a transcript of the gene CFH, whose product is annotated as complement factor H. The record is from RefSeq and is a predicted model, not a curated record. The transcript has 24 exons. NCBI's taxonomy places the organism in Eukaryota, Metazoa, Chordata, Aves, Psittaciformes, Psittacidae. Bases 99 to 4034 code for a protein of 1311 amino acids.